Messenger RNA from Bicyclus anynana (squinting bush brown), 2500 nucleotides. It is a transcript of the gene fkh, whose product is annotated as silk gland factor 1. Bases 46 to 1056 code for a protein of 336 amino acids. Gene Ontology annotation, molecular function: DNA-binding transcription factor activity, RNA polymerase II-specific; RNA polymerase II cis-regulatory region sequence-specific DNA binding; protein domain specific binding. The record is from RefSeq and is a predicted model, not a curated record. NCBI's taxonomy places the organism in Eukaryota, Metazoa, Arthropoda, Insecta, Lepidoptera, Nymphalidae. The transcript has a single exon. Gene Ontology annotation, biological process: anatomical structure morphogenesis; regulation of transcription by RNA polymerase II; cell differentiation.
AGUGUUUGCCCUGGCCGGCGUGCACGCGCGGGUGAUGCGCUAGCCAUGAUCUCGCAGAAGCUGUCGUACGGCGACGUGCCGACGUCCGCCGCGCUCUCGUCGCUGUCGCCGGGGCUCGCGCCGCCCUACGUCAACGGCAUGGGCUGCAUGCCGGCGCAGCCCUACCCCAACCUGUACGCCAACAACAUGGUGGCCGGCGGCUCGUGCAUGGGCUCCCCCGGCGUGGGCUACUCGCCGCCCAGCACCAUGGCGUCGUGCAUGGGCGGCGGCGCGCCCUACGGCAGCCUGCCGCGCGAGCAGGAGGCCGCGUCGCCCACGUCGGCGCUGCAGCGCGCGCGCAACGACAAGACGUACCGCCGCUCCUACACGCACGCCAAGCCGCCCUACUCCUACAUCUCGCUCAUCACCAUGGCGAUCCAGAACAACCCGUCGCGCAUGCUCACGCUGUCCGAGAUCUACCAGUUCAUCAUGGAUUUGUUCCCGUUCUACCGCCAGAACCAGCAGCGCUGGCAGAACUCGAUACGGCACUCGCUGUCGUUCAACGACUGCUUCGUGAAGGUGCCGCGGACGCCGGACAAGCCGGGGAAGGGUUCCUUCUGGACGCUGCAUCCGGACAGCGGGAACAUGUUCGAGAACGGCUGCUUCUUGCGGCGCCAGAAGCGGUUCAAAGACGAGAAGAAAGAAACGAUCAGGCAGGCGCAGAAGGCGGCGCACACGCACCACGGGCACGACAAGCGCGAGCUGGCGCACGACAAGCCGCCGCCCGAGGACAAGGAGAUGCGCGACGAGCUGCUGGCGCAGCUGCACGCGCCCGAGCUGUGCCUGCCGGAGCACACGCCGCUGGCGCUGGAGCACUACGCGCACCUGAAGCAGGAGCCGGCGGGGUACGCGCCCGCCACGCACCCCUUCAGCAUCACGCGCCUGCUGCCGGGCGCCGACUCUAAGGCCGAGCUGAAGAUGUACGACGUGAACUACGGCUACGGGCACGCGCCCGCCGACAACUACUACCAGUCGUCGCUGUACCACCACCAUCACCACGCGCAGCCGCCCUUGUGACAGUACCCGCUGGCGUAGGCGCGCCCGCCUCGCCGCCCGGACUCACGUGAGCGUGUUGUGUUCUUGUGAUACGCCGCCCGCCCGAUGUAUAUUGUGUACAUAUUUUUAAUGAUUUUGAUCCGUCGUGUGAUAAUUUUGAUCAGUAGGUAGUCACUCGACGGCGGGCGGCGGCUAAGUUAGGCCUAACUCGAACUGUGGGACUCCACCGACGGUGUUCUCGCGAGUCCUCUGAACUGAUAACCAUUCGUAUACCAAAUCUUAUUAGAAAUAAUCAUGAAAUACUCGUUUUAAAAGUGCUUACUGACCUAAAAUUUUAUAGCGAGAAAUGUUGCGAUGAAGCUUCUUCGAUCUCAUCUUCUUGAAUUUAUUUUGGGAUAAACUUAAAACUUACCAUAAUCAGCAUAAUAAACAAAGCUUUUCCGCCCAAAACAAUGAUCGCAUCGUGUGACAUAAUGCUCGUAAUCGCGGCGAUAAAACGAUCGAUAUCGCCCUUAUCAUAAUUUCCUAUUCCGAUAAAUGCAACGUGCGCGCGUUGAAAUCUUUUGUUUAAACAUAAACAAAAUAUUAACUUAAUAUAGUGGCAAUAUUAUUUUACUUGGAUUGUUCUUUACCCAUUCAUCUUAAAUAUUAUAUUUUGUAGAUAAUAUAUUGUAUAAUACUUGCUUAAUAACAAAGUAAAGAAAAUUUUACUUCACUGAAAAAAAUAAAUUAAAAAGUUGUUUAACAUAAAAUAAAAUAUGUAUUUAAAUAGUAAAUGAAAUUUUAUACCGUUCCUUUUGCACAAGAUGAGAUACUAUUAUUUAAUGUCGCUUAUUUUAUUGUAAAUAUAUAUUCAUAAGUACAUUUUAUUUUAUUUUUAAAGAUUUGGUAUAAGAAUGCGCUAGAAGUGAUUUCAUAUCGAAAUAAAUGAACAGUGCAAUGUCUGUGUAACAAAUGUGUAUAAAUAAAUAUAGGCAAUAGGUAAUUAUAAUGAAUAGAUAGGAGAAAAACGAAAUUAUCCUAUGACCAUCGCAUUUAGGAGUUUGAUUAAGUUUGUACAUAUAAAUACUUUAAGAUAUAUCUUCUAAAUAAUGGUGUUUUGGUGUAAAGAGGGUACCUAUCUAUGCUUCUGCACAUUCCAUUGAAAUAUAUAUUUAUAUGCAAGUGUCAAUUUAGCAUCUUUAAUGUUAUGAUAUUAUAUUUGGCAAACGUAUGUGAGUCGUAUUUCGCGUGUAAUUAUGAGAAAAAUAUAAUUAUUUAUUAAUUUAGUAAUUUAUUUGUUAUUUUAUUUACGAACACCAUAUAAUUAAUUAAAUUUAUUUGAAUGCAUUCGAACAUAACAUGAAUUUCUUUCUAAAAUAGUAAAAUAAACAUAAUAUGACAUGAUAUUAUUAUGUUUAAGUUUGAUUAGGGAAAUAUAGAUAUAUUGUUUAUAUUAAAAUAAAGAAUCGUGGGUUAAACUAGA